Trichobilharzia szidati is the source of this 498-nucleotide messenger RNA. Lineage: Eukaryota; Metazoa; Platyhelminthes; Trematoda; Strigeidida; Schistosomatidae. The record is from the annotation of a GenBank genome assembly.
AUGAACCUGAGCAACAGUGUAAGAUUGUCUUUUCCAAUUAUUGAAACAUUUUCUUCUUCUUCUUCUGUAUAUGAAAAUGAUAGUAAUGAUAAGGGGGGUAGUCAAGAAGAUCGAUUGAUACAAAAGACAAAAUUAAUUGAUACACUACAUGACUGGUUUAGUUAUGCUGAGAAAAAUCAUUUAAUAUCAUGGGAAUGGGCACCGAAAGGAUUGUCAAUUUUAUGGAAAGAAGAUGAGUUUUUGCAAGUAGAUUUUAUGUGGAAUGUUAUACAACAGUUGGCUAAAAAAAGUGAUAAAUUCCUAGAUUGUGAUGCAGAUGAAAGAAAACUGUUAAAGCCAAUUCUAGACAUCUUGGAACAAUCAAUUUCAGUGAAAUCAAGUGAUGAUAUUGAAUUGGCACAACGAUUAAAAUGGUUAAAGGUUGUCAGAACAGUUAUCGAUAAGACGGAUGUUCAAGGUGAUGAAACAGCUAGUGAGCAAAUGAAAAUACUGUCUUGA